Molecule: messenger RNA, 2419 nt
Organism: Diospyros lotus (date-plum)
Lineage: Eukaryota; Viridiplantae; Streptophyta; Magnoliopsida; Ericales; Ebenaceae
Product: heat shock cognate protein 80-like
Exons: 3
Coding region: 117-2222 (701 amino acids)
Biological process (GO): protein folding; cellular response to heat; protein stabilization
Cellular component (GO): protein-containing complex; perinuclear region of cytoplasm; cytosol
Molecular function (GO): ATP hydrolysis activity; ATP binding; ATP-dependent protein folding chaperone
Source: RefSeq, a predicted model, not a curated record
GCGUCUCCUGCCAAUUCUUACUCUUGCAAACCCUAGGUUACGUUGUCUCUCUUCUUCUCUCUUCCGCCUCUGCGAUUUUGAUUUUUCCGGUGUAGAGGAGGUACAGGUCGACAGAGAUGGCGGAGACAGAGACGUUUGCUUUCCAGGCCGAGAUCAACCAGCUGUUGAGUCUGAUCAUCAACACUUUCUACAGCAACAAGGAGAUCUUUCUCCGUGAACUCAUCAGCAAUGCAUCUGAUGCUUUGGACAAAAUUCGUUUUGAGAGUUUGACUGACAAGAGCAAGCUAGAUGCACAACCGGAGCUCUUCAUCCACAUUGUACCUGACAAGGCCAAUAACGCAUUGACCAUCAUUGAUAGUGGAAUUGGCAUGACAAAAGCUGAUUUGGUGAACAAUCUUGGUACAAUUGCAAGGUCUGGCACAAAAGAAUUCAUGGAAGCUCUUGCAGCUGGUGCUGAUGUGAGUAUGAUUGGGCAGUUUGGUGUUGGAUUCUACUCAGCUUAUUUGGUUGCUGAGAAGGUUAUAGUGACCGCAAAGCACAACGAUGAUGAGCAGUAUGUCUGGGAGUCCCAUGCUGGUGGCUCCUUCACGGUUACUAGGGACACCUCCGGCGAGAACCUUGGUAGGGGUACAAAGAUAACCCUCUUCCUCAAGGAAGACCAGCUUGAAUACCUUGAGGAGCGCCGUCUCAAGGAUUUGAUCAAGAAGCAUUCUGAAUUCAUUAGUUACCCAAUCUCUCUCUGGAUUGAGAAGACUACAGAAAAGGAGAUUUCUGAUGAUGAGGAUGAGGAAGAGAAGAAAGAUGAGGAAGGCAAAGUAGAGGAUGUUGAUGAAGAGAAGGAGAAGGAAGAGAAGAAAAAGAAGAAGAUUAAGGAGGUGUCUCAUGAGUGGUCCUUGGUGAAUAAGCAGAAGCCUAUCUGGAUGAGGAAGCCUGAAGAGAUCGCAAAGGAAGAGUAUGCUGCUUUCUACAAGAGCCUCACCAAUGACUGGGAGGAACACUUGGCUGUGAAGCAUUUCUCAGUUGAGGGCCAGUUGGAGUUUAAGGCUAUUCUGUUUGUUCCCAAGAGGGCACCAUUUGAUCUCUUUGAUACAAGGAAGAAGCCUAACAACAUUAAGCUAUAUGUUCGUCGUGUUUUUAUAAUGGAUAACUGUGAGGAGUUGAUCCCCGAGUACUUGGGCUUUGUGAAGGGUAUUGUGGACUCUGAGGACCUUCCCCUGAACAUCUCCAGAGAGACGCUGCAGCAAAAUAAGAUCCUCAAGGUCAUCCGCAAGAAUUUGGUCAAAAAGUGCAUUGAGCUUUUCUUUGAGAUUGCAGAGAAUAAGGAAGACUACAACAAGUUCUAUGAGGCCUUCUCUAAGAACCUCAAGCUUGGCAUUCACGAGGAUUCCCAGAACAAAACUAAGAUUGCAGAGCUACUUCGAUAUCACUCCACCAAGAGUGGUGAUGAAAUGACUAGUUUGAAGGACUAUGUGACGAGGAUGAAGGAGGGCCAGAGUGACAUCUAUUACAUCACUGGUGAGACCAAGAAGUCCGUGGAGAACUCACCAUUCCUCGAGAAGUUGAAAAAGAAGGGUUAUGAGGUCCUCUUCAUGGUUGACGCCAUUGAUGAGUAUGCAGUGGGUCAAUUGAAGGAGUUUGAGGGCAAAAAGUUGGUUUCUGCCACCAAGGAAGGCCUAAAACUUGAUGAAAGUGAGGAUGAGAAGAAGAAGAAGGAAGCUCUGAAGGAGAAAUUUGAAGGGCUAUGCAAGGUGAUCAAGGAUGUUCUUGGUGACAAGGUUGAGAAGGUCGUUGUCUCAGAUCGUGUGGUCGACUCCCCCUGCUGUCUGGUGACUGGCGAGUACGGAUGGACUGCCAACAUGGAGAGGAUCAUGAAGGCACAGGCCUUGAGGGAUUCGAGCAUGGCGGGGUACAUGUCGAGCAAGAAAACCAUGGAGAUCAACCCUGAGAACCCAAUCAUGGAGGAACUCAGGAAGAGGGCCGAGGCGGACAAGAAUGACAAGUCGGUGAAGGAUCUGGUUCUGCUGCUGUUUGAGACUGCAUUGCUGACCUCGGGCUUCAGCCUUGACGAACCCAACACCUUCGGCAACAGGAUCCACAGAAUGCUGAAACUUGGUCUGAGCAUCGACGACGAUUCUGGGGAUGCUGACGUGGACAUGCCCGUACUGGAGGAGGUUGCUGCCGAUGCAGAUGCUGAGGGCAGCAAGAUGGAGGAAGUUGACUAAAUAAUCUUUAGGCCUUAAUGUCUAGACCCUCUCUCUCCGGCUUCUUUAGAAUUUGUCUUGCUUGUUAGUCGGUCAUGUCUGUCCAUGGCGGGUGGUACCGAAUUUUAUAGUGCUAGCAAUUAUCAAAUGUUUUUCGGGUAUGGUACUUUUCUUUUUUUUAAUAUUUUCUAAAGCUAUUUAGGUUAUAAUUUUGUUUU